GGGACACACACUCACUCACUCACUCACGUCCCACCACCUGACGAAGGAAGGACGCUCCAGACUCUCCCGCGCUCCCUCUCACUCUCCCUCCUCCCGCAGACAUGAAGGUUAUGCUGGUUCUCGCCCUGGGUCUUGUCGCGCUGGUCGCCGCCCGCCCCAAUGACAUCUUUGACUUCGAAGGUGAUGACGCCGAGCACGAGCAGGAGGGCGCCGCUGGACACUCAGUUACAGGCGAAUACAAGUGGGAGAGUCCUGAAGGCACAGAGUACGUGGUAAAGUACAUCGCGGACGAUAAGGGAUACCGUGUUCUCGAGUCCAACGCUGUGCCUUCCGCCAACGGUCUCAGCGCCACAGGGGAGCAAGCCGACCUGGAGGGAGAUGACGAUGAGGAGGAAGAGGAUGAUGACUAGACCAGAUGAUACUUGAUGUGUGAAGAACUUAUGAAGGAUUUUUGAGUUAGUUAAGUGGUCAAGGCGUAAUGGAGAGAUGAUGGUGGUGCUUGUGGUGCAGGAGGAGGAGGAGGAGGAGGAGGAGGAGGAGGAGGAGGAGGAGGAGGAGGAGGAGGAGGAGGAGGAAAAGAAGUGAGAGGACGAAUUAUGAUCUUCCUUUUUUUUCUUUUCUUCUUCUUCUUGGAUUUGGAGGUAAAGAAGUAAAAAGAUUAACAAUAAUUUUUCUAUGCAUCUAUCUUUCAUUCCUCCUCCUCCUCCUCCUCCUCCUCCUCCUCCUCCUCCUCCUCCUCCUCCUCCUCCUCCUCCUCCUUCCCUUCUCCCAAGUCUCUCGGCUCUUCAUAUGUACAAGAAUUAUGAAUAAAUUAUUUAUUACAAAAAGAAA
Messenger RNA from Portunus trituberculatus (swimming crab), 831 nucleotides. RefSeq lists its product as uncharacterized. Lineage: Eukaryota; Metazoa; Arthropoda; Malacostraca; Decapoda; Portunidae. Bases 102 to 410 code for a protein of 102 amino acids. The record is from RefSeq and is a predicted model, not a curated record. The transcript has 3 exons.